This is a messenger RNA of Paramecium octaurelia, 1002 nucleotides long. The record is from the annotation of a GenBank genome assembly. NCBI's taxonomy places the organism in Eukaryota, Ciliophora, Oligohymenophorea, Peniculida, Parameciidae.
AUGCUAUUAUUAUCUUAGCGCUAAUCAACUUAAUUAGAGGAAUUAGAAACCUUAAAGGCAUCCAUUUUAGGUCAAUAAUCCUCACGUUCUAGAAACCUUUCGAAUGAAAGGCCACAAACCUAUUAGAGAUAAUUACAGUUUUCUAUAGAAAAUCCAAGACACAGGAAUAAAGCACAAUCAUUUUCCGUUGAAAAACAAGUAAGGAAUGAAAAAUAUUCUAUAAGUUGAACUUAAGUUCGCAGAACCAAAAGGUGGAAAAUUUAAUUACGACUUGGCAGCAUCAAAAAAAUUCAUCAUCUUUGCAUUCAAGUUCAAAUGUAGUUGCACCAUGUAAGUUAAUUAAUGACGUGCGUUCAGCCUAGUAAUUGGAUAUCCAAAACAAGGAUUCCAACAAACCUCAUAUCAUCAUAGAGGAGGACGUCCUGUUUACUGAAGAAACAGAACCAUUUGUUUAAAACAAUAAAUCCAAGCAGGUCAAGACUCCUAUGCAUCUUAUUGCCCCUACCAAGAGUAACAAAGAUCAAUGUAUUAAAUUUUUAAUGAAGAAAGCCAAGAAGUGAAGAAACAUAACAAGGGAAAGAAAUAAAAUAAUUAUAAUUUCCAAAGACCGUAAACAACAAAAAUCAAUGCAGGAAGUUAUGCGAAAUCUUCACCUCUUGUUUUUAAAGAACAGUCUCUACAGAACCCUAUGAAAAUAUCACAAAUUGAUUAAACCAAACUCAACAAUCAAUAGAAUGGAGCAAAUAAUUAGAACAAUAAGAGUAAGCAAUAUUCUUCAAAAUUAAUCAAAAAGAGCAGCAUCAGUAUCCAUGAAGAAAAUCAAUAGGAAAUUUAAUUCAUCCCAGAGUUAGUAAGAUUAAAAGAGUAGAUUUUAUCAACAUACUUAAAAUAAAAUCGAGCUCUUAUAGGUUCUUAAAAUUAAAUCGUUAAGUAUUUGAGUCUAAUAAAAUUAGAAAUUUUGAUGAAAUUCUCUCAAUUUUAAAGCAGGAUUUCCCCAAGUGA